AUGACAUACUAUAAAAAUAACGACGGGCCAGAGCCGGAGCCGGAGCCGGAACCCCCUGAGCACGACUACGUGCUCGCCGAGCUGGUGCCAGACCACGUCCUCGAGAACAUCUUCAGCCGCGUCGACGUGCCCGACCUGCUGGCCUGCGCGCUCACAUGCAGGACCUGGGAGUUAGUGCUGCGCAAUGAGAACAACCCCGUCUGGAGGACACACUGCAAACGAAAGAUGCCCCUACGUCUGUGGCAAUCCAACAUCCUCAAAAACGUUCCCACCUUCAAGAGCAAGCUCCGCGCUCACUACCACGCGUGGAACCCCAAGGAUUGCUCCCGACACAUUGGUAUUAAGAAAAACGGAUUCACUUUCGUGCGCUUACCGUUUGUGCAGAGCACAGACGGUGUCAGGGGCAAAAUAGGUUAUGAUUACGGGCGUCACGCCUGGGAGGUGAUUUGGGAGGGACAGCUGGGGACGAGCGCGGUUAUCGGGGUGUCCACUAAAGAUGCGCUUCUUCACUUCCCGGAGUACGUGGCACUGCUGGGCUCCGACGAGGAGGGGUGGGGCUGGAACGUCGUCAGCGACCAGCUGCUGCACGGAGCUAAAGUGGUUCGAGACUACCCAGGGGGCCAUCCCGUACCAAGGGUUGAGGUCGGAGACCGCGUUCGCAUCAUUCUGGACUGCGAGGAGCACACGCUGGCGUUUGAGAAGAACCACAUGUUUAUGGGGCUCGCUUUCACCGGCCUGCCGAAGAAGAAGAUGUAUCCCACAGUGUCGACUGUGUACGGUAACACUGAGGUGACCAUGGUAUACCUCGGCCAACCAUUGGAUGGUUAG
Molecule: messenger RNA, 828 nt
Organism: Pectinophora gossypiella (pink bollworm)
Lineage: Eukaryota; Metazoa; Arthropoda; Insecta; Lepidoptera; Gelechiidae
Product: F-box/SPRY domain-containing protein 1-like
Exons: 4
Coding region: 1-828 (275 amino acids)
Biological process (GO): synapse assembly involved in innervation; proteasome-mediated ubiquitin-dependent protein catabolic process
Cellular component (GO): synapse; SCF ubiquitin ligase complex
Molecular function (GO): protein binding
Source: RefSeq, a predicted model, not a curated record